Molecule: messenger RNA, 2267 nt
Organism: Saccostrea echinata
Lineage: Eukaryota; Metazoa; Mollusca; Bivalvia; Ostreida; Ostreidae
Exons: 18
Coding region: 70-1965 (631 amino acids)
Source: RefSeq, a predicted model, not a curated record
AAUAACAAAUGCCCUUUCAAUCUCUUUAACUGGGACAGGUCAUUGUUUAUAGUUUUUACUUUCAGAAGAAUGAAUGUAUAUUUGAGACUGACGGUGUUUCUCGUGCUAUUUUUCAUAAAGGGAGGUGAAGGUUUGUCAUCUAAUCUCGAUGACCUUAAGAAGGAAUUUGGGGCUUGGUUACUGAAGCGUUCCCCCGAGUAUUCUACCUUAAUAGGCGUUUACAAAUACAAUGACCGGGUGGAAGAUUUUUCAUAUGACAGGUUCCAGAAUGAAUAUAACAAAUACGUAAGUCUUCUAAGCAAUUUGAAAAAAAUUGAUUACGAUCGACUUACACCAGAGGAAAAGACAGAUUUCGAUAUCUUAAACGACAUAUUAUCAACGGUUAUUAAUGGAUAUGAUUGGAGAGAUUACAGUGCGUUGAACCCGGUUAACUUUCUCGAAAGUCCACACGUAUUGCUACCAUAUUAUGUACAAAUAACACCAUUUGACACAGUGGGUGACUAUGAAAACUACCUUAAUCGACUGGAAGCAUAUCCAAAUGAGAUGGACCAAUUGAUAAUACGAUUUAAUAAAUCAAUAGAAAAAGGACACACAUAUAAUAAUGUUUCGGUGAGCCGUGUCCCAGGGGCUAUUGAAGGCCUUCUUAAAGGUGCAAACAAUACCAACUUUAUUCUCUACAAGCCAUUUCUAGAUAAACUGACAAAUCUAAAAACCGUGAAUGAUUCCAGAAAAGUAAUACUUAGAGACAGAGCGGAGACGGCUGUUCAGAUCAUUAUCCAGAAAUUUAGAGACUUAAAAAGUUACCUUGAAAAUGUGUAUUUUCAACAUGUAAGAAGUGGUUACGGGGUAAGUAGCUGGGAUAAUGGAGGUGAAUUCUACAAAGAAUGUCUACGUUGGCACCUCUCUCUGGAUUUGUCACCAGAAGAAGUCCAUCACAAGGGUUUACAGGAAGUGGAGAGAAUUUCUUCGGAAAUGAAAAAGGUCUUGAUGAAGCUUAAUCACCAGGGCUCUGUAAAAGAGUUUUUUGAUGGCCUUAAGAAUAAUUCUGCGUAUUAUUUCCAAACUGCAGAUGAAAUAAUACAGUGGUACAAGAAUGCACUUACAAACGAAAUAAAUCCCAAGUUGUCAACAUUAUUCAAAGACAUUCCUGAUCUACCAGUUGAUGUGAAGGCAAAUCCAGCAGGGGGGAUAAGUGGUCAAUAUGUUCCGGGGCCGGCAGACGGAUCACGCCCCGGAGAGUUUCUUGUCAACGUUAAUCACCCGAAUAAAUCACUUUCGAUCACAUUCAUGGCUUUACUUAUUCAUGAAACAAAUCCAGGUCAUCAUUUACAGAUAAGUGUUGCGUCGAAUGCCAAAAUCCCUAGUUAUAGGAAAUACAAGGAUGCACAUUUCUACAACAUUCCCUUUGAGGUCCCUUUUUAUACAGCAUAUAUUGAGGGUUGGGCAUUGUAUGCAGAAUCGCUGGGUGAAGAAUUGAAUUUAUACAAAACUGACUAUGACCUCAUGGGAAGAUACAGGACUGAAAUAUUUAGAGCAGCUCGUCUUGUUGUCGAUACGGGUUUACAUUAUUUCAACUGGACACGUGAUCAAGCAAUGCAGUACAUGCUGAAUCACACCUCGGCUGAUGAGAUCAUGUUAGCAAGAGAAAUUGAUCGAUAUAUAACAUUGCCAGGCCAAGCAUGCGCAUACAAAAUUGGGGAGCUCAAAAUAAAAGAAUUACGAAUAAAGGCUCAAGAUGAGCUAGGAACCAAAUUUGAUAUCAAAGAUUUCCAUUCGACAAUUUUGAAAGAUGGCGCCCUUCCUCUAAGUAUCCUGGAGAAGAAUGUCAUUCAGUGGAUCGCGGAAACGAAGAACAAAACUACGGAAACAAAAGAGCAGUGCAUUUCCGGUUCCUCUGCACUACUUACUAACUUGAAAUUGUUUCUGAUUAUUUGCUUUGCUUUAACAGUUAAAUCAUGGAUUUAACCCCAACUUCCCUUUUCGUCGUUUAAUAUGCAUAUGCUGCCAUAUUUUCAAAAUGCAAUUUCUCAUUAUAAUUACAUUUCGUAAUUCACUUUUCAAUUUUAUCCUGCCAUAGAUUCACACAAAAUCAAUUACAUUAUUUGACAUUACAUCAAUUUUCCAAUAAGCAAAAAAUAAGAAUUUACAAAGGCUUUUGCAAUAUAUUAUUGACAGUGUCAUGAUGUUGCUCAGUUUUGGUUUAUUUAAUUUUCUAUUACAGUUAUAUUUUUCAAACAUUCAAGAUUAUUUUGGUUUCCUUAUUUAGU